Messenger RNA from Darwinula stevensoni, 2272 nucleotides. Lineage: Eukaryota; Metazoa; Arthropoda; Ostracoda; Podocopida; Darwinulidae. The record is from the annotation of a GenBank genome assembly.
AUGAGUUGUUACACCCUCCUUAAUGACAUCGACUUUUUUGAAUGCAAACUCAAGGAAAAGCUGUAUGACUUGAAGCUGUUAUUCAAAAAUGCUGAUAAAUCUCGUGGAGGUGGGCAGAAUCUGCAAGAUUUAGAAGAUGGAGGGUGUUUGGAUGAUAGUGGUGAAUCUGAAGGAUCUCAAAGGUUCAGAGUUAUGGCAGUGAAGAAGAACAGCAACACUGUUGCAAUCACAUCUGAUAUCUUGAGUGACAAAGAUCUGGAAGAGGUUGAUGCCUUGGAAGGUGAAAUUCAGGAAAUGAAAGAAGAAUCCUUAUCUGGUGUCCACAUUGAAGCCCCAGCCUCCCCAACUGAAGAAGCUAAAGGUGAAGGAGGAAAGAAGGAAUGGAAUUCAACUCGAGAUCUCAUACUUCAGGACUGGAGCCACUACUCUGGAGGAGUGGAUGAAGAAGAAACUGGAGGACUAGAGAAAUCUGGCCACAAAAUUAAAAGUUUUGAAGAGAUAGAGAAAGCCACAUCUCAUGGAGGCUCAGGUGAUCCAAAGAUGAAGGUGCGCUUUCCAUAUGUUUGCAAUGUGUGCAACAAGAAGUUCCUCAAGAUUGAGCGAGUGCAAGAGCACCUUGUCACCCACAGAUCCAGAAGAAAGUACAAAUGUCAAAAUUGCUCUGCAUCAUUCUCAAUAUUGUCAGAACUAAAGGCUCACACUUGCUCAACACAAUCUGAAGAGAAAGAGUUAGAGGGAGAGGAGGAGCAAGAAGGGGAAGUAGAUUCCAAGAGGAGACGGAGGGACUUGGUCCUCUGUGAACUAUGUGGGGCACAGGUUCAGACUUUGACCAGCCACAUGCGCACAGCACAUGGCAUUGGUCAAGAGCACAGAUCUCGACCAACCUGCCCAGUAGACACCUGCUGUAAAGUAAUGUCAUCGGCAGAGGAGCUGGCCGAUCACAUGCAAGAUCUCCAUGGGGAUCUUCAUGUUCCAUGUGAACGGUGUAAUUGUUUCAUCUUUUCUAGCUGUAUGGAACUUCAUCUAGAAAUGUGCUCAGGUGAAGUACCAAAGAGUGGAAAGCGGGGACCAAAGAAGCGUCAAUCAGGAACUAGCACCUCCCUGAAUGGAUUGGAUAGACACGAGCGAGAUAUACAGUUCUGCCCCAUCUGUUGUCGGAAAGUAAAGAAUCGAUACUGGUUGGAGAUUCACAUCCAGAACAUUCACAACACUCCUCGACCCUACCAGUGCGGAGAAUGCGGUGUAUCCUACCAGAAGGUCCAGCAGUUGGAGCUGCAUAUGUUGAGUCACACUGGCGAUACUCCUUUCAGGUGUGACCUAUGUGGGAAGGGUCUCGCAAAUGCAUCAUCUCUCAAAAAGCAUCGCGCGCUCCAUCUCGGAAGGCAGACCAAGCCAUAUGAAUGUGAAAUCUGCUGUAAACGAUUCAGUGGCAGGGACAACCUCAACGUGCACCUCAGGGGUGUCCACUCCAACACAGAAGACCUUCGAUACAUUUGUGAUGUCUGUGGGAAGAAAUUCCCAAUCCUCGGCUGGCUGAAAAACCAUCUGCGAACCCACAGCGAUGCAAGACCCUUCCAGUGCAGCUACUGCUCCAAGUGUUUCAAGGAGUAUGCAAAGUUGCGCGUCCACGAACGCAUCCACACCGGAGAGCGUCCGUACGUGUGCAGCCUGUGUCGGGAGGGUUUCAUCCGAUCCGAAAGCCUCAAGAAGCACAUGUUCAAGGACCAUGGCAUUGACACAAAUGAGAUAGCAUUUGUGGUAGUGGAGGACCAGAAGGUUCACUUGAAGGGACAGUCCACCGUCCCUGCGACCAGCCCGGGGGGAGUCGUAACCGGUCACGACGUGGAAAUGUCAGAUGUGCACCCUGUGAACUAUUCCAGUAAAACAAACAAAUUGAACGAGGUCGAAUUGGAUCAGGACACCUCUGUAACUGAUGUGUAAAAAUAAUCUCACCCUGGAGAGCUUAAUAUUGCAAAUGGAUGGAACAUUUUCAUAGAUCCUUUUUCAUACACUUUCAUAAAGAUUUUUCAAGGAAUGCUCAUUUCAUAAACGAAGCUGUAAGUGAAGAAUCCAUACCAAAUAGUAAUGAGAAUUGGCAUCGUAUGCCAGCUAAGAUCUGCACUGUGUUGUAACUUGGAAUACAUUCUGCAUAGCUAAUGUUUCUCUUGCUAUUGGGAAACCUCAGUUUUUUCGUUGCUGGAAUACAGCUGUCUCUCAUGAAAGUUUUAUUACAGUUUUGAAAAGACAUCAGUAUGCAUUGCUGAAGCAGCAG